Ostrinia nubilalis (European corn borer) is the source of this 5326-nucleotide messenger RNA. RefSeq names its product endoplasmic reticulum metallopeptidase 1-like. The transcript has 20 exons. Gene Ontology annotation, biological process: proteolysis. NCBI's taxonomy places the organism in Eukaryota, Metazoa, Arthropoda, Insecta, Lepidoptera, Crambidae. Bases 217 to 2955 code for a protein of 912 amino acids. Gene Ontology annotation, molecular function: metalloexopeptidase activity. The record is from RefSeq and is a predicted model, not a curated record.
AUCAUACUUUUUUACCACCUACCUACUUUUUUUCAUGGAAAUGUAAUAUUGUAAAACUUUAUUAAUUUCUCUGGUCACAAGCGUACAAAGUGCAUAAUCCACAUGUAUUUUUACUUCUUAUAAGAAUGUAUCAGUGGAAGUGAUUACUGUGUUGUAAAUUAAAAUUUUCAAGUAGUGCUUGUGUUUUUACAAGUUGUAAGCAGGUAAAACUUCACAAUGAGUGCUGCCGGCGACGAAUUUAUUAAUUUAAAAAGCAAAAAGGGGUCUUUCUUGAACACACCGCGGGCUUACUCGGGCUUACCUACAGACGAAUACAAUGAGAAAGGCGACGAAAAGCCCUGGCAACGGGUGUUAUACGAAAUCACAAGAAAGGGAAUUCAUUUGUAUGAACCCGUGAAAUCAGUACCCAGUAUUCUAAUAAUCGUACUAUUAGGACUGUACCUGCUGCUCGGUUUCCUGACGCAACUCAUUGAGGAUGACAUGCCAAGGGUGGUGCAAGAAGUCAGUAUCGGCAGAGAUGAUUGGCAGACGUUCAGCGAAGAAUCAGCCCAGCGUUACCUGACCCAGAUCCUUGGAGGUCAGCCGCGCGUGGCCGGGACCGAGUUCCACCUGCAGAAGACCAGGGAUCUCUUGGAUCUUCUGAAUGGAGUGGCGGCGCAGGCGCGACUGACUGUGAAGACUGAUUGGCAGUUGGUCACUGGCGACUACUUCCUAAACUUCAGCGUGCCUUUCGUGAACUACUACCAAAACGUGUCCAACAUCGUCGCGCUCCUCGAAGGCGAAACUGGGUUCCACAGCAACGGCACCCUGGGCCCGGCCCUGCUGCUCAACUGCCACUACGACUCCGUGCCUUUUGCUCAAGGGGCAUCAGACAACGGUGUGUUUUGCGCGGUAAUGGUGGAAGUGCUAAGCCGACUGUCCCGAAGAACCACGAAGUUCAAACACAAUAUUUUGUUCUUAUUCAAUGGAGCUGAAGAAAACCCGUUGCAGGGCAGUCACGCGUUCUUACACCACCCGUGGUCGAAGGCCGUGACGGCCGUGGUCAACCUGGACGCAGCUGGAAUGAAUGGGAAGCCCUCGGUCUUUCAGGUAACGGACCCGCGUAUCCUUCGGGCCUACGAGCGAGGAACACCGCGUCCGUCUGCUCAAGCCGUGGGCGAGUUCUUAUUUACAUCGGGAAUCAUCCCGUCCGACACUGACUUCCGCAUAUGGAGGGACUUCGGGGACAUACAGGGCAUAGACAUAGCGUUCUCGAAGGGCGGGCAGGUGUACCACACACGCAACGACCGGCCCGAGUUGAUCUUACCUGGAGUCAUACAGAAUGCAGGGAAUAUGUUACUGCAUUUAGUGGCUGAGGCAGCUGACAUGGACUUGCAGGACAAGGCAACAGCGACACAAAUGGUGUACUUCGACUUCUACAACCUCUUCAUGGUGUCAAUAUCGCGAGUGGCCUCACACAUUCUGGACGCUUUCGUAGCGCUACUGGCUUUACUCUCGGUGGCUUACUACAUAUGGCUCGUUGGAUGCCGGUGGUCCACGGUUCAGGAGCUGUUAUGGGCGGCUGCAGGACGUACAUGCUGCCUCGUGGGAGGCGUGGUCAUAGUGGCUGUGCUCGUCCCUAUCAUGGUAGCUACCACGGUGCAGAUGAGGUAUAUAUCGAACCCCUGGAUAGCGGUGCCUAUGUUCUGGCUGCCAUACAUGGUGGGAACCAUCGCUGUGGCACACGCCUUCGACGCCUGGAGGACUAAGAAGAGCGGCCUAAACCGUUCCAUCCGUGCGCUCCAAGCUAUGGCGGCCACGCGUUUCAUCCUCGCCGUCAUCCUCAUUGUCAUGGCGUGCAUACCAGCUGCCACGAGCGUGCGCUACGUGAUAUCCGUGCCUCUGUUCAUGACGACUAUGGCUUCAUUUGUAUCUAUGACGUGUGUUAGAUACGUGCGGCUACAAGGCUGGCAACACCUCCUCCUAGAGUUCGUGCUCUCUAUCCCAGCUGUGAUGUUCAUGUUCGUGCUCAGCCUCCGAUUAGAUUCGACCUUGUUCCCCAUCAUGGGCCGCUCGGCCGGGAACAGCCCGGAUUACACCGUCGCGGUCGUCAAUGUCGGCAUGGCGGUCAUCACGUGCGUUACUGUGUCAGGAGUAGAGCUCCUGUUCUCCCGCAAGCGUGUCUGGAUGCCUCUGACCGCAGUAAUGCUAGCAUCAAUGGUCUGCAUGUUCCUGCCACUAAGCCCCUACCACGAAGACGGCGUCGCCGUGCAGAGGCACUACUGGCUGCACUCCGAACUCGUCACAUACGACGAACAGAAGCAAGCGACUUCUCGCACGUCGGGCGUGUUCGUAACCAAAAUGGAUCCCUACACCACACAGCGGGUGCUGCCUGCCUUCUCAUCGGCUGGCAUACAGCUCAACAGCCGGACUGACUUUGAAGCGGAUUGUCAGAGUAGACUGUACUGUGGACUGCCGCUGUAUAGGGUCGCUAUGGGGCAGGCUAUAUCGCAAGGCCUGUUCAUGUACACGGGCGCGCCGGCAGCGUUCUCUCCCGCGCCCGACGUGGCUCUCGCCAACAAGACGUGCGCCGGGGAACUGUGCACGUAUCACUUUGUGCUCACAGUGGCACCCCAUAACGUGAUUAUCCUGUGGCCUCGCGCCAACAUAUCAAUAUCGAGCUGGUCGUUUUCGUCUCCCGUGGAGCCUGCCUUCACACAAAAUGGCCGCCCUGUAUACAUAGUUAUGCACUCAGUGGCGACGUAUAGCCAGACGUUCGCGAUGUUCGAAUUUACUUUGGUAUUGAAUGUGCCCACAUCUCUUCAGUCAGGCCCAGCGCUGGACUUCUGCGACCAGGCGCACCUUAUCCAACACCCCCAGGUGUUCACGGCCGAAUACAGGCGUCUAUUGGAAGCCGCGCCCAAGUAUUUCAACGUAGCCAGUGUGCUCACUAUUAGAAGCGAUUACGUAUUUUAAAUUCGAUCGUAUUUGACAUUUAACGAGACCAGAUUUUGUGAAAAAUAUUAUUGGCAGGUAGUUGCUAAUUACUCAUAAGAUAGGCCCCCUUAAUUUAUUGAUAUUUAUUGUCCGUGGUGCAUAAUCUUUUAUUGAAGGUUUUAAACCUUUGUUUGUCACCUGUCAUCCGCUUUGCAAUGGAGGGAAGUCGAACCUUAAUUUCGAACUCCUCCUAUGUUCUUCUGAUUAAUUUUGUUGCGGGUCCAAUGACAGUUUAACUUUCCCCCGGGACAAACUUGACCUUUAUUUGUUGGGUUUUGUGGCGGUCAAGCUGUAGAUCCUGGCUACACAGGAGUUGCAGUGGUGGGAACGAGAGGUGAGAAUAGUCCCGAGACCAGUGAGGUUACUAUGAAGGCUAUCCGUUUUUGUACUUAACAGUAGGCAGUAGCGAGUGACAGGGAGCGUACUGUGAGUUUACUUCAAACGCAUUCGAUGUCGACUGCGUAAAAAAGUGACAUUAAAUGUAUGACGGAUUGUACAGCUCCCCUAGCGGAAACUUUCAAAACUAAAAUCUUCAUAUUUUAUAACGCAGUCGAUAUCGAAUGCGUUUGACGUAAACUCACACUACGCCCGUAGGACCUUACUUUACCGUGGCGCCAUUGUCUUAGCCACAGGCGAGUGUACUAAAGUGGCGCCAUCAAAGGACCAGUUUUUUUAUUCAUAGUUAAAUUAACCAAUAGUCAAAUUUGGCAGACGUCAAAUGACAAGUGGUUAAAUAUAGUUCCAAAAUACUGAACUGUCCUAUGCAUGACAUUGACAGUGGGGCGCCACCGUCAAUACCGGAUCGCUGGUUCCGAUUUUUGCCAUGUUGGAAACCAUAUAGUUGAACGAUGGUAGCGCCCCCCUGUCAUUGAGUUUGGCGGGACAGUUCAGCGUGGGUCAUCUAUAACAGAAAAAAAUGAUUUUCGAACAAUGGUUAGCUUGACUUUUAGUUCAUUUUUUUACUGUUAGUUUACAUUUAGUUAAUAUUGAACUAUUAGUAGCAAAAUUUAACAAUUACAUAAUUUAACUACGAAUCAAAAAACUGGGCCUUAGUGAGUGCGUAGUGACAGUCCUACUGCUUCAGCGCUCACCAGUUGGCGGCACUGUCUUAUCCACUGGCGCCAAAACAAUAGCCGUUUUUUUUUACGUGUUUUAGUUUGAACUCUGCCAUAUUUGGUAGUGUCUAUGGAACUUGUCAUAGACGUAUUUGUAACCUAACUCAAUGACUUACAAAGGAAUCGUUAGAACAGUAAUUAUUGAAAAUACAAAGCGACUUAGGACAUAAGCUUAAUGUAUUCAUAGUAGUUGCUUUAAGUCUAGCGCUAACUCAGUGCCUAAAGCCUGGUCCGUGAGCACGUACAAUUUUGUCCAAUGACCCCAAGCUACCCAUCCUUAUCGCUCGCGCGUAAUUAUGUUGCUGUCGCGACUGUGCGACGGGCGCCCGCAGUGAGUGUGCGAACGCGACAGCAACAUAAUUACGCGCGAGCGAUAAGGAUGGGUAGCUUGGGGUCAUUGGACAAAAUUCUACGUGCUCACGGACCAGGCUUUAGCGUAUGCCAUGGUAGCGGCACGGGAAGGUGUUUUUACCCGACUGCGCCAGAAGGAGGGUUAUGUUUUCCGAGUGUAUUGUUUUUGAGAUGUCAAACGUCAAUAAGACUUCAGAUUGCUUUCGGAUUUGUAUGCUCUGCCCUCCUUGCCGCUCCCUGGCACUGAGUUAGCGCUCUAUAACUAUUUGUUGGGUAGAAAACUCAGUGUAUUGCUCGCACGCAUAGGCGGUUCCAGUGCAAGUUGUUUUCGGACCGAACUGAAUCAACCAGCAACCAUAGAUGGCGCUACGUGUCUACGUUACUAUAGCGUAUUAUCGUGGACACGUAGCGCCAUCUAUGAUUUAAUGUAUGAACUAGCUUGUUCCGAUGUAUAAAAGUUGAUAGAACCAUAGAUAGCGCCUUACAAAUAGUUACUUAUUGUGUAGAUAGAUGGCGCUAAAUAGUAUAUUUAAUUGGUUUACAUUACUAUUGUAAUAUUUUUAUUAAAAGAGUUAAUUGAUCAGGGAAAAGUCUACAGGGUGGAAAUUGGAAUACCACAUUAUUUACCAAUUUAUUUAUUUUAAAAUCUAUUUAUUGACUAUUUAUUCGACUUUUUUAUGUAGUUUCUUGGAGAAACGUGUUUGUGUUGUGUAUAAAAAUGAUUAUUUAAUCUUGUUGACUUAUUGGUAUUUAUGUGCUCAAGAGAAUCUUUUAACAACGGUUGUAUGGGCUCAAAAAAUCUUGCCAGUGUUAUUUUUAACGAGGGUAUUGAAAAGGUUACGUAAGUGGACCAAAGAAAUAAAAAAAUAGUUACGGUAAAAAAA